Messenger RNA from Epithele typhae, 1731 nucleotides. RefSeq names its product SRP54-type protein. Gene Ontology annotation, biological process: SRP-dependent cotranslational protein targeting to membrane; SRP-dependent cotranslational protein targeting to membrane, translocation. Lineage: Eukaryota; Fungi; Basidiomycota; Agaricomycetes; Polyporales; Epitheliaceae. The record is from RefSeq and is a predicted model, not a curated record. Gene Ontology annotation, molecular function: GTP binding; ATP hydrolysis activity; GTPase activity. Gene Ontology annotation, cellular component: signal recognition particle, endoplasmic reticulum targeting; cytosol. The transcript has 8 exons. The coding region runs from base 1 to 1731 and encodes 576 amino acids.
AUGGUGUUGGCCGACCUCGGCCACAAGCUCAAUGCUGCCCUUUCUUCUCUCAAUCGGGCCUCCGUCGUUGACGAGAAGGUUCUCGAUGUCCUCCUGAAGGAAGUCUGUGGGGCCCUUCUCGAGACUGAUGUCAACGUCAAGCUUGUCGCAUCAUUACGACAAAAGGUCAAGACAAAGGUUAAGGCUGCUUUCGAGAACGGUGCAGACAAGGGGAAAGAGCAGAAUCGGAAAAAUGUUGUGCAGAAGGCGAUCUUCGAUGAGCUCGUAGGAUUGGUGGAUCCGGGUGUAGAACCCUACAAACCGAAGAAGGGGCACCCCAAUGUUAUCAUGGCCGUUGGUCUCCAGGGUAACGGGAAGACAACAACAUGCACCAAGCUCGCAGUGUACUACCAAAGACGAGGAUUAAAAUCAUGUAUUGUUUGUGCCGACACUUUCCGUGCAGGUGCUUUCGACCAGACCCGGCAGUCAGCGACGAAGGCGAAAGUUGCAUAUUUCGGUUCGUACACUGAGACCGACCCCGUCACUAUCGCCGCGCAAGGUGUUGCCAAAUUCAAGAAGGAGCGGUUCGAUGUUAUCAUCGUCGAUACUUCCGGACGACAUAAACAAGAGUCAGAGCUGUUUCAGGAGAUGGUGCAGAUUGGCGAAGCAGUCCAACCUGAUAUGACAGUCAUGAUUCUGGAUGCAAGUAUCGGUCAGGCCGCCGAGGCGCAAGCUCGUGCGUUCAAGGAGAGCGCGAAUUUCGGUGCGAUCAUUGUCACCAAGAUGGACGGUCACGCGAAAGGUGGAGGUGCUAUUUCUGCUGUGGCUGCCACGAAGACACCCAUCAUCUUUCUUGGUGUCGGAGAGCAUCUGCACGACCUGGACAAGUUCACCCCACAGCCAUUCAUCUCAAAACUGCUCGGCCUUGGUGAUGUCCAGGGUCUCGUCGAGCACAUGCAAGACAUCGCGACCCAGAACCCGGACAAGCAGAAGGAGAUGGCCAAGAAGCUCGAGGAGGGCAAACUCAGCAUCCGCGACUGGCGCGAGCAGAUCCAGAACGUGAUGAACAUGGGCCCGCUCUCCAAGAUCGCGUCGAUGAUCCCCGGCCUGCCGCAGGACCUCCUCCAGGGCUCGGACGAGGAGGGCUCGCUCCGGAUGAAGCGUAUGAUCUACAUCACCGACUCGAUGACCGCCGUCGAGCUCGACUCGGACGGGGCGAUAUUCAUGGAGUGGGGCAAGGACGGGAAGCCGACCGGGCUCACCUGGCGCGUCACCCGCGUCGCGCGCGGCUCGGGCACGAGCGUGCGCGAGGUCGAGGACCUCCUCUGCCAGUACCGCAUGAUGGCGAACAUGGCCAAGCAGGCCGGUGGCAAGAACGGCUGGCUCUCCGCCCUCCAGAAGAUGCAGACCGCUGCGGGCGGGCGAGGGCGCGGGGCGAAUGGCAUGCCCACCCAAGCGCAGAUCCAGGCGAUGCAGCGUGCAAUGCCCCCAGGCAUGCUCCAGCAACUCCAGCGCCAGAUGCGGAGCGGCGGCGGCAUGCAGGAAAUGAUGAAAGCCAUGAUGCAGGGUCAAGGCGGCGAUCAAUUCGACAUGGAGGAGAUGCAGCGGAUGAUGCAGCAGAUGGGAGGUGGCCUCGGCGGCCUCGGAGGUUUGGGCGGCCUUGGAGGCCUCGGAGGGGCCGGAGGCAUGCCUAACAUGGCUGAGAUGAUGAAGAUGAUGGGCAUGGGUGGCAUGGGCAGGGGCGGUCGAUGA